AUUAACUUUCAGACAUUAAAUUAAUGGAAUAUAAUGAAAUAAAGUAACAGAUUGUUUCCAAUAUAAAGGAAAACAAAUAAAAAAUUAAGGACCUUUAAGUAUUCUUGAAAACCUAGCACAAUGAAUAUAGUGAGGCGUAAGAAAAGUUAGAGGAAGAAAAAUAAAGAAGGAGAAAGGCAAAAAGUUCAAAAAACAAAUUUUCUAGCUUUGAAAAUGCAAUCAAUAGACCCCCAUUUUUUAGUGCUACUCAUGUUUAGUAAACGUUUCAUGAAUAACCAUUUAUUGACAAUGAAGUACCAGCAUUGACAGCAACCUAAAAAGAAGAACUUAUUAUGCCAUAAAGAAAUAAAAGUCCAAGCUCAAUUACUUAUAAAAUUGACCAUCCAUUAUCAAAAUUACAAAGCGAUUUUCCUGCUUUGAAACCAAAUUAAAUGAGUGAAAAGGAAAUGAAGAGAUUGGAGUAUUGGCAAACUAUUACAAACUAAACAACAAAGUUGUAAAUCGAAGAACAAAAUAAAUAAUUGAUUGGAAGUUUGAAGAAAAAAGAAUUAGAAUAAAAACAUACAUAAGUAUUUUAAUUAGCAAAUACAAAUUUACGACUUUUGGACCCUAAACCAUCAUUAAUCUCAGAAAAUCCAUUAACACCAAGAAGACUAUAAAAGCUAAUAACUUUGCCAAGAUUAUAUGAAAAAAAAGUGUGGACUCCUAACAAUAAUUAUUUUUGA
Molecule: messenger RNA, 725 nt
Organism: Paramecium tetraurelia
Lineage: Eukaryota; Ciliophora; Oligohymenophorea; Peniculida; Parameciidae
Exons: 4
Source: RefSeq, a predicted model, not a curated record